Molecule: messenger RNA, 834 nt
Organism: Austrofundulus limnaeus
Lineage: Eukaryota; Metazoa; Chordata; Actinopteri; Cyprinodontiformes; Rivulidae
Product: cell wall protein DAN4-like
Exons: 3
Source: RefSeq, a predicted model, not a curated record
AUGGAGUUUGGACGGAUUGUAUCUCUUCUUGUGAUUCUAACAGGUCUGUUGGUUGUUCAAGAAAAGACCACAAGAGUUUCAGCAAGCUCAGAAACAAUUGUCCCAGCAACAGCUACAGAUGUUCCAGCAACUACCGAUAUUUCAACAACUACGGCUAAUCCAGCAACUACAGAUGUUUCAACAACUACGGCUAAUCCAGCAACUACAGAUGUUUCAACAACUACGGCUAAUCCAGCAAUAACUACAAAUGAUUCAUCAACAACUGCAGCCACUCCAUCAAACACUGUAACCACUCCAUCAACAACUGCAACCACUUCAUCAACUGCAACCACUCGAGCAACAAUUGCAACCACUUCAUCGACAACUGCAACCACUUCAUCAACUGCAACCACCCGAGCAACAACUGCGACCACUUCAUCAACUGCAACCACUCGAGCAACAACUGCAACCACUUCAUCGACAACUGCAACCACUCGAGCAACAACUGCAACCACUCAAGCAACAACUGCAACUACUUCAGCAACAACUGCAACUUCAGCAACAAAUAUGGGUGCUCCAUCAACAGCUGAAACCGCUCCAGCAACAACCCCAGAUGUUCCAACGAUGACUCCAGAUGUCUCAACUACAACCAGCGCUGCUCCGAGACACAAGAUCGCAACUGCUCCAGCGACAACUACAGCAGAGAUGACAACCACAGCUGUUCCAUCAACCACCACAACCCCUCCAAUAACUACAUCAACAAAAACAACCACAACCCCUCCAACAACUACAUCAACAAAAACAACCACAACCCCUCCAACAACUACAUCAACAACAACAACCACAACCCCUCCA